AGUUAUUAUUCAGCCAUGUUCGUUGGUAUACAUUCGUAGAACUGUAAACUUUAAUUGUUGUUUUUAAGGCAGAUUUAUAAAGUCUCGGCCUAAAAAUGUCAGGGAACAUGGGGAUGGAACAACUUAUUCCCAUUGUAAAUAAAUUGCAGGAUGCCUUUACGCAACUGGGGGUGCAUUUGACAUUGGAUUUACCACAAAUUGCAGUAGUGGGCGGACAAUCCGCUGGAAAAAGCUCAGUUUUGGAAAACUUCGUUGGCAGAGACUUCCUUCCUAGAGGAUCUGGCAUUGUAACUCGUAGGCCACUUAUCUUACAGCUGAUUAAUUCACCUACUGAACAUGCUGAGUUUUUGCACUGCAAAGGAAAAAAGUUUGUGGAUUUUGAGGAAGUCAGGAGGGAGAUCGAAGGUGAAACUGACAGAGUCACAGGAAGUAAUAAAGGCAUUUCCAAUGUGCCAAUUAACCUGAGAGUGUAUUCGCCAAAUGUACUGAAUUUGACAUUAAUUGAUUUACCUGGUCUAACGAAGGUGCCAAUCGGCGACCAGCCUAUAGACAUUGAGGCUCAAAUAAAAGCUAUGAUUAUGCAGUUUAUUAAACGAGAAUCCUGCCUUAUUUUGGCAGUAACUCCUGCAAACUCAGAUUUAGCCAAUUCUGAUGCUUUAAAAUUGGCCAAAGAAGUUGAUCCUCAAGGUAUUCGUACCAUUGGUGUAAUAACUAAGUUGGAUUUGAUGGAUGAAGGUACAGAUGCACGGGAUAUAUUAGAAAAUAAAUUAUUGCCUUUAAGAAGGGGUUACAUUGGUGUUGUAAACCGUUCUCAAAAAGAUAUUGAAGGAAAAAAAGACAUAAAUGCUGCCCUAGCUGCUGAAAGAAAAUUUUUUAUUAGCCAUACUUCCUAUCGACACUUAGCAGACAGAUUGGGAACACCUUAUCUACAGAGAGUAUUAAACCAGCAACUUACCAACCAUAUCAGGGACACGUUGCCAGGCUUGAGGGACAAAUUACAAAAGCAACUAUUAACACUGGAGAAGGAUGUUGAACAAUUUAAAUAUUUUAGACCAGAUGAUCCCUCUAUAAAAACGAAAGCAAUGUUGCAAAUGAUUCAACAGCUGCAAACCGAUUUCGAAAGAACCAUCGAAGGUUCCGGUUCUGCGCAGAUUAACACGAUGGAAUUAUCUGGUGGUGCCAAAAUUAACAGGUUGUUCCAUGAACGUUUCCCAUUUGAAAUUGUUAAAAUGGAAUUUGAUGAAAAAGAAUUACGCAGAGAAAUCGCAUUUGCUAUUCGAAAUAUACAUGGUAUUAGGGUUGGUUUGUUUACUCCCGAUAUGGCAUUUGAAGCCAUCGUGAAAAAGCAAAUAUUUAGGCUUAAGGAACCCUCCUUAAAAUGUGUAGACCUGGUUGUGAAUGAAUUAUCCAAUGUGGUCCGUUUCUGUACAGACAAGAUGAAUAGAUAUCCAAGGUUAAGGGAAGAAGCUGAACGAAUCAUUACCACUCACAUCCGCCAAAGGGAACAGUACUGUAAAGAGCAGUUAUGUUUGCUGAUUGAUUGUGAAUUGGCAUAUAUGAAUACGAAUCAUGAAGAUUUUAUCGGAUUUGCCAACGCUCAAAAUCAGUCAGAAAACGCAAUGAAAACGAGCUCACGAGGCACUUUGGGUAAUCAGGUGAUUCGAAAAGGUUACAUGUGCAUUCAUAAUUUGGGCAUAAUGAAAGGGGGCUCCAGAGAUUAUUGGUUUGUUCUAACCUCAGAAAACAUAUCUUGGUUCAAAGAUGAAGAAGAGCGCGAAAAGAAAUACAUGUUACCGCUGGACGGUCUCAAGUUAAGGGAUAUUGAACAAGGAUUUAUGUCAAGAAGGCAUAUGUUUGCGCUUUUUAAUCCAGAUGGAAGAAAUGUAUAUAAGGAUUAUAAACAACUUGAAUUAAGUUGUGAGACAUUAGAUGAUGUGGACUCCUGGAAAGCUUCAUUUUUAAGGGCCGGGGUAUAUCCAGAAAAGCAAACAGAACAACUUAAUGGAGAAGAGGGAGAUAACUACCAGAGCAGCGGAGAAAACCAAAACAGCUCAAUGGAUCCACAAUUGGAAAGGCAAGUGGAAACUAUCAGAAACUUAGUGGACAGCUACAUGAAAAUCGUUACGAAAACGACCAGAGACUUAGUGCCCAAAACAAUUAUGAUGAUGAUUAUUAAUCAUACUAAGGAGUUCAUCAAUGGAGAACUAUUAGCACACAUUUAUGCCAGUGGCGACCAGGCUCAAAUGAUGGAAGAAGCACCAGAGGAGGCUCAAAAGCGAGAAGAAAUGUUAAGAAUGUACCAUGCUUGCAAAGAGUCCCUUCACAUUAUUGGCGACGUAUCAAUGGCCACAGUUUCUACUCCGGUACCUCCGCCAGUCAAAAAUGAUUGGUUGGCAAGCGGCUUGGAAAACCCGAGAUUGUCCCCACCAAGCCCCGGAGGUCCGAGAAAAACAGCUCCAAAUAUGGGAACCGUGGGAUCUAGCGGUUCGUUGGGCUCCCGAGCGCCUCCGCUACCGCCCGCUACAGGUAGACCGGCUCCCGCAAUUCCAAAUAGACCUGGAGGCGGCGCGCCACCCAUGCCGCCAGGUAGACCUCAAGGACAAGCCCUGCCCGCCCCGCUAAUUCCCACUCGAGUGGCCGGUCAGGCGGGAGGCGUCCAAAUACCCCAGCAAGUUCAGAUGGCCGUCGGCAAGGCUGUAACCAACGCUGCAAUCAACGAACUUUCCAAUGCCUUCAAGUUCCACAAUCGUCCAGUUCCGAAUAUUCCACCUAGGAUACCAGAAAGACCAGGACAGCAACAUUAAAAGUACUAGUCAAAAUUUUUUUUGGGACCAACCAAUAAGGUGCAACUUACUCAGUGAAAUAGAUAUUUUAGCUAGCAAUACAGCAGAAUAUAACUAUUUUAUUUGAUAUGAACUGUAUACAUGUAUUAUGUUUGAAAUUAUUUAAAGUAAAUUUUGAUGUAUAGAUUUUAGGAUAUUAGAAAAUAUCCAAAAUUGAAAAGUGAAUCUGUGAUUGUGUUAAUAUAACUGUAUUAAAAAAAAUUCACAUUUUUGUAUAUGUAUUUUUAUUUAACAAAUACAA
Messenger RNA from Brassicogethes aeneus, 3084 nucleotides. Lineage: Eukaryota; Metazoa; Arthropoda; Insecta; Coleoptera; Nitidulidae. The record is from the annotation of a GenBank genome assembly.